This is a messenger RNA of Oryza brachyantha (malo sina), 1074 nucleotides long. RefSeq names its product trichohyalin-like. The record is from RefSeq and is a predicted model, not a curated record. The transcript has 5 exons. The coding region runs from base 164 to 874 and encodes 236 amino acids. Lineage: Eukaryota; Viridiplantae; Streptophyta; Magnoliopsida; Poales; Poaceae.
UCGUCAUUGCGUGCCUUCUAGGUAGAAUAUAUAUAUAUAUACCGCCAUAUCCCAGGAUCGAUUUCAUAUUGCUAUAGUACCUGCACUUGAUCUUGCAGCCAUCAGCACCCCUUAUAAUUUUUCCCGAUCUGCACCUUUUUGUUUGGCGAUCGAGCUGGAGCAAAUGGGCGACAUGAAGCACACGAAGCUGAAAAUUCGGUGCGCGAGCCGCAAAGAGAUCCAAGAUGCAAUUCAUCACGAUGUCCCAGGUCUCCAGAAUCAUAAGUACAGUUCAGAUGGCAGCAGCUUGAUUGUGGAAAUAGGUGGACAUGUGGAUGUGGGGAAGCUCUAUGAACGUCUGAAGAAGAUAGCAUACAGUGUCAAGAUUGAAUCCGUUGUCCCGGGCGAUUUAAAGGCAGAAAUGGAAGAUCUCGAGUCAAGACUGAGGAGAAAAAGAGAGGAAAACAAGUCUCUCAAGGAGCAAGCCAUGGCUGCCGAGGAAGAAACCCAAAGACUGAAGAGGGACAAGGAGUAUCUCAACUCAAAGCUCGACAAAAAGAGGGCAGAGAUCAAAUCAUUCGACGAAAACCUGAAAAGCGUGAAGAGGGAGAAGGAAUACCUCAGCUCGAAGCUGGAAAGAAAGAGGGAAGAUAACACACGCCUCGAGGAAGAAAACAAGAAAUUGCAACGAAAAAUCAAGGAGCUCGAGCAAAUUCACAAGGAAUGGACAUCUGGCACUUUAACUAGGUUGGAUAGAUUCGAGUAUUUGGAUCUGAAUCAUCAUGGGGUGCAUCACAGGGUGCGUAAGGAGGUGCACAGGCGUGAAUUUCAUCUCCAUCAGGAGGUGCGUCAGCAGGGCAAUCUCAGGCUGGAAGGUGGCCACCGAAGAAAUUGAUCCUCCUACGAACGCCAUAUAUCUAUGUGUGCCUGGGUCAUGUUCUGUCCUUUGCUUGUCUUUGGUGGAGAUUUUCUUUUUGUCUAUGUUACCGGGUGUAAACUAAUUAAUAAAUAAAUUGCAUCCACGGUAUACGGACGUGUAAGGUGUGGAGGAUCGAAAUACAAGAAACCAUACCAACCAGAGUGGGUUGAAUGGUA